CUGUUCAAUUUAUUGUAUCCCAGUAUUGAUCAUCAUCAAUGAAGACUUCAAUUUAUAAAUUUUAUUCGAAAAAAUUUACUAAUUUUAUGAUUUCAAUGAGAAAAACUAUAUCAACAACAAUAACAAUGAAAUCACAUUGGGAACGACAAUUUUUCAUUAUAUUUCGUACCAUUGGUUUAAUAUUGAUUUAUUAUACAUUUUCCAUUGGUAUUACAUUCUAUCAAAAAUGGUUUAUCAAACGUUUUCAUUAUCCAUUAAUAAUUGUUGUUUGUCAUUUGAUUAUAAAAUUUGCAUUGGCAUCAUUAUUUCGUUGGUUAUAUCGACAAAUAACCGGUAUAACCCGAAUAACAUUACAUUGGAAAGAUAAUCUUAGACGAAUAUCAUUACCUGGUAUUGCUUCAGCAUUAGAUAUUGGUUUUUCAAAUUGGAGUUUUGAAUUUAUAACGAUCUCAUUGUAUACAAUGACUAAGUCAACAUGUAUUAUAUUUAUACUUGCAUUUGCAUUAUUAUUAGAUUUGGAAAAAAAGCGAUUAUCAUUAAUAAUCGUUGUAUCAUUGAUAUCGAUUGGUCUAUUUAUGUUUACAUAUAAAUCAACACAAUUUCAAUUGAAUGGAUUUUUACUUGUACUUAGUGCAUCAAUGCUUAGUGGUUUACGAUGGACAUUAUCACAAAAAUUAAUGCAACGUAAAGAAAGUUCAUUAAGCCAUCCAAUCGAUAUGAUGUAUCAUAUACAACCAUGGAUGAUUAUUGGCCUAUUACCAUUAGCAUUUAUUUUUGAAAUAUUACCAUCUAUAAAUUAUAUUGAUUAUGAUGAUCAUCAUCCAUCAACAUCAUUGAAUAAAAAUGAUUUUCCAACAUUAGAAAUGAUACCAGAUUUUUGGCAUCAAAUAAUGAUUGGUUCAUUUUUAGCAUUUUUAAUGGAAUUUUCUGAAUAUCUUUUGUUAACAUUUACCUCAAGUUUAACAUUAUCAUUAGCCGGUAUAUUCAAAGAAAUUUUUACAUUAUAUUUAGCUGUUAAUUUUAAUGGUGAUCAAAUGAGUUUAACAAAUUUUAUUGGUUUAAUUGUUUGCUUGUUGGGUAUUAUCAUACAUGUUAUGCUUAAAGUUAAAGAUUCAUAUUCAGCUAUCGAUUCACAUUCAUCAUUAAAAAAUCAAUCAUUAUUAUUUACAAACAAUGAAAAAAAUGAUGAAUCAAUUGAAUCAAAACGUUUACUUGGUGGUGGUAAUAGUAAUAUUAAUGGUGGUGGUAUUAAUGGUGAUGAUAAUAAUAGUGAUAUUAUACAUUUUGAUAUUGUAACAAAAAUAUCUGGUGAUAAUGAUAAUGAUUCAAAUGAAAAUGAUUUAUUUGGGGCCAAAUCAAUUUGAACAAACAAUGAACAAAAAUUGACCAAUUUUUUCUCUUC
Messenger RNA from Dermatophagoides pteronyssinus (European house dust mite), 1402 nucleotides. RefSeq names its product solute carrier family 35 member C2. Lineage: Eukaryota; Metazoa; Arthropoda; Arachnida; Sarcoptiformes; Pyroglyphidae. The record is from RefSeq and is a predicted model, not a curated record.